Molecule: messenger RNA, 4632 nt
Organism: Pantherophis guttatus
Lineage: Eukaryota; Metazoa; Chordata; Lepidosauria; Squamata; Colubridae
Gene: RND1
Product: Rho family GTPase 1
Biological process (GO): small GTPase-mediated signal transduction
Molecular function (GO): GTP binding; GTPase activity
Source: RefSeq, a predicted model, not a curated record
GGACUGCUGGGAUUUUGCUGCAAGUCGCGAACGCCGGUGUUGUAGCUGUUGCCGCCGCCACCGCCGCCGUCCGCUUCAUUUACCAGCGCCAUGAGGGAGAGAAGGACUCCUCAGCCAGUAGUGGCCCGGUGCAAGUUGGUUCUGGUGGGGGAUGUGCAUUGCGGCAAGACGGCCAUGCUUCAGGUGCUGGCCAAAGACUGCUACCCGGAGACCUACGUGCCCACUGUUUUUGAGAACUACACAGCAUGCCUGGAAACGGAGGAGCAACGGGUGGAGCUCAGCCUGUGGGACACAUCUGGAUCCCCAUAUUAUGACAACGUGCGCCCCCUAUGCUACAGUGACUCAGAUGCUGUCCUGCUCUGUUUUGAUGUCAGUCGCCCCGAGACCAUGGAUAGUGCAAUGAAGAAGUGGAAGACUGAAAUCUUGGACUAUUGUCACAAUACCCGUGUGCUGCUGAUAGGAUGCAAGAUAGACCUGCGUACUGACUUCAGCACCCUGAUGGAGUUGUCUCACCAAAAGCAAGCCCCCGUCUCUUACGAACAGGGUUGUUCUGUAGCCAAGCAGCUGGGAGCAGAAAGUUACCUGGAAUGCUCCGCCUUCACAUCAGAGAAGAGCGUCCACAGCAUCUUCCGGACAGUGGCGUCCCUCUGUCUCACCAAGCCUGGCCUCCCAGGGCCCCCCAAGAGCCCCACCCGAAGUUUUCCCAAGAGACUUCUCCGCCUUCCCAGCCGAUCAGAGCUCAUUUCUUCUACUUUUAAGAAGGAGAAAGCAAAAAGUUGUUCUGUCAUGUGAAGAGCUGGCUGCAGAGGGGGGUGAUGGAACCGCUGUGGACUCUGGGUCUCCAGGUGGCCCCUCCAGGGUGGGAUUCAUGGAAUGGCUUGGCUCCUCCGAGCCAGAGCUGGAAAGUUCAGAAGGAUCCAGUUUCCCUCUCUUCCUGCUAUCGAGGGAGGAGAGGGAAACGGCAAAACAUGGCUGGACGGCUCGAAUGAAGAUGGGUGCAAGACUUGCCUGCUCUGUAAGUCUUGGGGCUUGGCACAGCCACAUCUUGGACGGUAGCAGCUCUGGUGACUAUUGUGCAUAUUUGAAGGAACUGGGAGGAAAAAAAUCACCACCAGUAUCCCGCCUUGCCACUGCACAGUUAAUAUCUUCCUUUGGCCCUAGGUCAUCACAUCCAUCUGCUGAUUGUCAAUUGCCUGUUGGAUGCGGACUGAGUGCAAGCAUCUCUCCUUUCUCCCUCUAUGCUGACCCCUCUAUCUAGGAUACAGGUGCCCAGACAUCCUUCCUUGUGGAGAUAAAGCUGGGGGGUGGGAGGAGAGAAUGACCUAUUGAUCUUGUGUAUAUGUGUGGAAAGAAAGGAAAUAUUGAGGGGGGGGAGAUCUGUGAAAUGUUCAGUGUUAUUAAAAGAGAACUUAUUUAUUAAUGAAAAUAUAAUACAGAUUAACCGUCUUAUUCAAAGGGCUUUCUUCUUUGCCAUCACCUCUCUUCUGCUGUCCCAAUGAUUUUACAAAACUUCGAAUUUGAUUCCUUUUCCUCAUACCCCGCCCCCCUGCCUUUGGGGUUGGUUCCUAUUGUUCUAGCUGUGGGUCAAAGUCUUAAAGUAAUCUUCCAAAUGACUCUAGCAAGGAACUUUGGGAUCUACCUGACGCAGCUUUAGUCAAUCAUAGUAUAGGAAAUCAACUGGAUCGGUGAUAGGCAAUACAUACAGCUUUUAAAUUCCAACUCCCACCAAUCCUAGUCUCUUUGGCCAACAGGGAAGGAUGCUGGCAGUUGCAAUCAAUAGCUUUUGGGAGGCUGCUUUGUUUUAGUUCCUGAAACAUAAACAUUUUAUUUCAGAUAUAUAUUCCCAGGCCAGGAUUUUGCUGUAUUUUUAAUUUGGAAAUCUAUUCUGCAAAUGCUGCUAUGCUGGAGGCCCCUGACUUUAAAUAGAGAUCUUUAAUUUAAACCACAUCUCCUUUCUGUAUGGUGAUCGUAAAUUGCCCCAAUAGCUCAUGUGGGCUAAUUGUGGCCUGGUUUUAAUGGACAAACUGAGCCUCUAUCCAGUAGCAUCUGAACUAUGUUUCUGGUUGCAAUUAUCCUGUGAAUGCUAAGGGCGUCAUGGAAUUUGAAGACUUUAAAAUGCCGAAUUGAUACAAUCACCAGAGUAGGAGAAAUCCUUUGGUUCUGGAAAAAAACACAUUGCUGCUUCUGUCACAGCAGCCUAUCUACUAAUUGUAUAUUUAUUUAGAUUUUAUUUUGUUGAGUUCAAAGCGUAUCUAGCACUCUCCCCUGCAUUUCCCCAAGAUAAUCCUGUGUUAGUGAAUGUUUAUCAAGGAAGAGGGCUUAUUCUCUUGUAUGACAAGUACGGGUAGUCCUCAACUUAUGACAAUUAAACCCAAAAUUUAUGUUGAGUUUUGCCCCAUUUUAUGAUCUUGCCACAGUUGUUAAGUGAAUCACUGCAAUUAUUAAAUUAGUAACCUGGUGGUUAAGUGAAUCUGGCCUCCCUAUUGACUUGGCUUGUCAGAAGGUUGCAAAAGGUUAUCACAUGUCUUCAGGACACUGCAGCCAUCAUAAAUAUGAGUCAAUUGCCAAAGGUCUGAGUUUUGAUCACAUGAUCAUGGGGAUGCUGCAAUGAUCGUUAAAUGUGAAAAAUGGCCAUCACUUUUUUCCAGUGCUGUUGAACUUUGAACGCUCACUAAAUGAACUGUUGUAAGUUGAGGACCACCUGUAGUCUUCCUUGGCGAAAUGAUCUAUAAAUGGUUGCUUAUUUGGAUAUGGGACCAGGUCUUUUUUUCCCCUAAUGGAUUCUUAUAAAUACUUUUGCUUCAAGCAAUUGUUGAUGCCCGAUGCUCAUCUGCCAAUGGUUAAGCUUCAUGACCCAUUAGAAAUGUUUUGCAACGUAGCCGCAGACUGAAAAGGGUACAUUUGAAUGCGUCGCACAAGAGUAAUGUUGCUGGUUUAUUUAACUUUACAUUUGAUGAGGUCCUUUUCACAAAGAUGUUACACAUUUCUUCAUUGCAAUAGGUGCAAAGCCUGUUGGCCAAAUCUGCCCACCAAUUUCAGUGAUGCAUUGCUCACUAGAAAGUGCACCUGACAGUAUGACAGGUGCUUUGCUAUUAUUGAGCAGAAGAAAGAGGUCAAGCUUGGCAGAAGAUUUUAUUGCUAGGCUGAAGGUGGGUUCCUCCUAACUUGAAUGCAUAUAUAAAGCUUAUGUAAACUUGCUGAAUCAGGUCAAUUUAUGACGUAGCCAUGUAGUUCCCUUGAUAAUUACAUGGUAGAGGAUUGCCAAUGCCUUCCAGGAUACUUCUUACAUUUUUUAUUGUAGCCCAGUGUUUCUCAACCAUGACAACUUUAUGGAGUGUGGAAUUCAGUCCCCAGAAUUUUCGAGCCAGCAAGCUUCUGGGAGAUUUGAGGAGUGGAGGUCUACAGACCUUAAAAUUGCCAAGAUUGAAAGGCACUGAGCCAACCUGUAAUUCUCGAAUUCUAAUCCUGUUUAGCUCUCAGACCUGGACAAGUCCAGAAGAGGUCAAAAAUAUAGUUGAAUGUUGGUGGCAAGAGCAUUCUUGUUCAUUAUAAGAUGCCUUUCUUAGCUAAUAUAAACUGUUUACAGGCAGACAAGUUAAGCUGCAGUUACACAUGGGAAUCUCAGAUCUCUAUAAAAAAAGGUUACCUUUUAAGCAUCGCUUGUAGGCUUGGGAUAUGGCAGUUCCAGGCAACAAUAAUACUAAAAGGUGCAUGUUUUCUAGUGAUCUUUAUAUACAUUAGUCUUCCUCCAUCUACUACCUUCUAGAUGUCUGAACCUCAGAUUUCAGAAUUCUCAGCAAUUUCUGGGUUGUCUGGAAACAAUAAAACUCAAAAUCCAUUCAACUAAAGGGUGCCCAAGCUGGGGAAGGCUGGUCCAGCUAAAGAGUCUGCUUGAUAAUUAAAAUCUAUUCAAUAUUGCUAAAAGCUAUGCAACUGAAAGACCAAGCCUUGAAUUCUGCUUCUCUUAUUAUGUUGACUUUGUUUGCAAAAUGUAAUAUAAAAAAACAAUGACUCAUUGAAGUACUCUAAACCUGAGAACCUGUUCCCGGUUUUUCCAACCAGUUGAGUUGCCUUGGAGAUGUUAAGUCUAUAACCAGAAUUUUAAACUAGUAAGACCAAAGGUAAUUCUGCAGUCCUAGCACAUCUAGAAGAACCAUUAGAUCGCAGAACCCUUAGUGAGUUUAAUGAUACUCCCACAGUCCAAAUCACCAAUAGACAUCUUCCCUCAAAUUAGCCCACCGACUAAGAUAAUGUUGGACUAGCUAGCCUUUGAAGGCAGCUAUUUUAUCUCACCUGUAUUUUGUGACCUUUGUGUUACAGAAUGGUUGUGCCAUAUUGUAACUGUAAGUCCAGGGAAAGUAGACAGGAUGCCUAGCAGAACCUGAAUUUCACCUUGCGUAAUAAAAUGGUGGGUUUGCUUUAGCCUUCUUGUAGACAAUAAUAAAAUGUAGUCACAUUUAUUACAUUUUUUCUCCAGGCCUUCCAUCCUAAUUACUAGCUGAAUAAUCUUUCUUUCUACAGCACAGUUAAUCUGCUGUUGGGACACACAGCACCACAUCCGAAUUACAUUUUAAUUAUCUUCUUGUUGUCACAGAGUUGUGCUUGGUAAAUAAAAAUAUAUUUUAUUUGAAA